Messenger RNA from Physeter macrocephalus (sperm whale), 2396 nucleotides. It is a transcript of the gene TYR, whose product is annotated as tyrosinase. The transcript has 4 exons. The record is from RefSeq and is a predicted model, not a curated record. Lineage: Eukaryota; Metazoa; Chordata; Mammalia; Artiodactyla; Physeteridae. Bases 1 to 1293 code for a protein of 430 amino acids. Gene Ontology annotation, biological process: pigmentation; melanin biosynthetic process. Gene Ontology annotation, molecular function: tyrosinase activity.
AUGCUCCUGGCUGCUUUGUACUGCCUGCUGUGGACUUUCCAGACCUCUGCUGGCCAUUUCCCUCGAGCCUGUGCCUCCUCUAAGAACCUGAUGGAGAAGGAAUGCUGCCCACCAUGGGAGGGUGACGGGAGUCCCUGUGGACAGCUUUCAGGCCGGGGUUCCUGUCAGGACAUCAUUCUGUCCAAGGCACCGCUUGGACCUCAGUUCCCCUUCGCAGGGGUGGACGACCGGGAGUCUUGGCCCUCCGUCUUUUAUAAUCGGACCUGCCAGUGCUUUGGCAACUUCAUGGGAUUCAAUUGUGGAAAUUGUAAGUUUGGCUUUUGGGGACCCACCUGCACAGAGAGGCGACUUUUGGUGAGAAGAAACAUUUUUGAUUUGAGUGUCCCAGAGAAGAACAAAUUUCUUGCCUACCUCACUUUAGCAAAACAUACUACCAGCCCAGACUAUGUCAUCCCCACAGGCACCUAUGGCCAAAUGAAUAAUGGAUCAACACCUCUGUUUAAUGACAUCAACAUUUAUGACCUCUUUGUCUGGAUGCAUUAUUAUGUGUCAAGGGACGCACUACUUGGGGGCUCUGAAAUCUGGAGAGACAUUGAUUUUGCUCAUGAAGCACCAGGUUUCCUGCCUUGGCAUAGACUCUUCUUGCUGCUGUGGGAAAAAGAAAUCCAGAAGCUCACAGGGGAUGAGAACUUCACUAUUCCAUACUGGGAUUGGCGAGAUGCAGAAAAUUGUGACAUUUGCACAGAUGAGUACAUGGGAGGGCGCAACCCUGCAAACCCUAAUCUACUCAGCCCAGCAUCCUUCUUCUCCUCUUGGCAGGUCAUCUGCAGCCAAUUGGAGGAGUACAACAGCCGUCACUCUUUAUGCAACGGGACGUCCGAGGGACCGAUACUGCGCAAUCCUGGAAACCACGACAAAGCCAGGACCCCAAGGCUCCCCUCCUCAGCUGAUGUGGAAUUUUGCCUGAGUCUGACCCAGUAUGAAUCGGGUUCCAUGGAUAAAGCUGCCAACUUCAGCUUUAGAAAUACACUGGAAGGAUUUGCUAGUCCACUUACUGGGAUAGCAGAUGCCUCACAAAGCAGUAUGCACAAUGCCUUGCACAUCUACAUGAAUGGAACUAUGUCCCAAGUACCAGGAUCUGCCAAUGAUCCCAUUUUCCUUCUUCAUCAUGCAUUUGUUGACAGCCCUUGUAGGCAAGCUGAUGAAGAUUCUGGGGAUGGAGAGGGAGGAAAAAGCAUCAUUAUAAAGAAGGAUAGAGACCUGCGGAUUGCCACAAAGUACUGUAGCAUCUGAGCUUUCCUCUCAAGUCUCUUCUUAUAGAGAUGCAUUUCUUCAAUCAGAUGGUCUUUUCACUGCUGUUCAGUUAUUCACAAAUAUAUUUAUUGAGCACCUACUAUGUGCUGAGUACAUUUGCCUGAAUAUUCCACAUUCAUUGUUGCUUCUAUGCAUUGCAUUUACCAGACUCCAAAUCUGGAACAUAUUUUCCUUGACUUAAUUAAUUUCUAUACAAUCUUCAAGACUAGUUUCAAUUUUUAGCUCUUCCAUGAAGAAUGACCAUGCCUAUAUAAAAACAUUUCUCUCAUCCAAGGGUGUGUUGGUGCCAGCCCAAAUUGGCUAGCAAGAUUGAAUUAUGUACAUAUUUUCCCAACUUUGCAUUCAGUGACCUCAGGCUGUAGCUUGAAACCAGUAUUGGUAGGAGUAUUUACAUCAGGAAACUGCCAAGUGCUACAAAUCAGAGCUUUCACUCUGAGAAAGCUGCUUGUUAAAAUAAUGGCCGGCAUACAGCUGCUCCCAUCUGUUAACUCACAUCACUUUCUCUCUCUACUUCUUAUUUUGGACACAUCAUUUAUAUCGUCCUUAUUGAUUAUGUGCUUUCCUUACUGAUUAUUUGUGCUUUGUCUCUAUGACUAAUCUCUGAGCUACUUAAUGGUGGGACCCAUGCCUUGAAUUCUAUUUGCUUUUCUCACAAUGUUUUCUUUAGCUUGUAAUUAGUAGAUGUGUAAUACAUUUCUAUCAAAUGAAUAAAUGAUUGAAAACAAUCUUAGCAAGUUACAUUUAUCAUAGCUACAAAGAAAACAGCAGAGAAAUCAUUUUAACUAAAAAAAACUUUUUGCAAGUCUUGUAAAACACAAAUCAUUCAAUGCUGUAAACACGUUUUAAGAUUUAGCAUGUUUUAGAUUUAGCAAGGUCUAGACUAUUAGACCUUGUUUUAGGCACUGAUUAAACAGAAUAAUGAGACAAGAUCACUGGCUUGAAAAAGCUUAGUCUAGUGGGAAAUACAAACAAGUAAACAACUAUAGUACAUUAUAAUUCACGCAUUAGUCAAAGGAGACACUCUUGGAAAGCUACAUAAAAAGGAUGAUAUAUGAACUGAGCCCUGAACAGCAGCAGGCCUA